Molecule: messenger RNA, 930 nt
Organism: Sciurus carolinensis (gray squirrel)
Lineage: Eukaryota; Metazoa; Chordata; Mammalia; Rodentia; Sciuridae
Product: olfactory receptor 7A10-like
Exons: 1
Coding region: 1-930 (309 amino acids)
Biological process (GO): G protein-coupled receptor signaling pathway
Cellular component (GO): membrane
Molecular function (GO): G protein-coupled receptor activity; olfactory receptor activity
Source: RefSeq, a predicted model, not a curated record
AUGGAACCAGGAAACAAUACAGGAGUUUCAGAAUUCCUCCUUCUGGGAAUUUCAGAGGACCCAGAACUGCAGCCCCUCAUCUUUGGGCUUUUCCUCUCCAUGUACCUGGUCACUGUGCUGGGGAACCUGCUCAUCAUCCUGGCCACCAUCUCAGACUCCCACCUCCACACGCCCAUGUACUUCUUCCUCUCCAACCUGUCCUUUGUGGACAUCUGCUUCACCUCCACCACCGUCCCAAAGAUGCUGCUGAACAUCCAGACACAGAGCAAGGCCAUCACAUAUGCAGGCUGCAUCACCCAGAUGUGCUUUUUUUUUAUUUUUUUAGAGUUGGACAACUUCCUCCUGACUGUCAUGGCCUAUGAUAGGUAUGUUGCCAUCUGUCAUCCCCUGCACUACACUGCCCUCAUGACUCCCCAGCUCUGUGGCUUGCUGGUUCUGGUGUGCUGGAUCCUGAGUGUGCUGCAUGCCCUGCUACAUAGCUUAAUGGUGUUGCGACUGUCCUUCUGCACACACUUAGAAAUCCCCCACUUUUUCUGUGAACUCAACCAGCUGGUCCAACUUGCCUGUUCUGACACCUUCCUUAAUGACCUGGUAGUGUAUUUUGCACUUGUGCUCUUGGUUACUUGUCCCCUUGCUGGCAUCCUUUACUCCUACUCCAAGAUAGUGUCCUCCAUCCGUGCAAUCUCAUCUGCUCAAGGAAAGUACAAAGCCUUCUCCACCUGUGCGUCUCACCUCUCCAUGGUCUCCUUACUUUACUCCACAGGCCUAGGUGUGUACCUUAGUUCUGCUGCAGCCCACAGCUCACAGUCCACUUCAACAGCCUCAGUGAUAUACACUGUGGUCACCCCCAUGCUGAACCCCUUUAUCUUCAGUCUGAGGAAUAAAGAUGUAAAGAGAGCCCUGAAAAGUAUCUUUGGAGGGAAAACCUAA